AUGCGGUCUCAAGACCACCUAGAGAGUGUGAAGCUCUUUGGAAAGAACAUCUUCGGCCGCCGCAAGACUUCAAGAGAGAAUGGCUUAGGUGACGGCGCGGCCACGGGACGACAGUUGCAGAUAUCGGGCCCCUACAACUUUCGACACCUCAAUCACACCAAACACGAACACCCGCUCAACCUUCCUCGAAGCAGCUAUGUCGAUCUAAUAACCGAGUUCUCUGCCAUCUGCGCCGACCAACGGCCAACUACUGCUGGCCAUCUCGGAGGAAUUGACGUCGAGGACACGUGCUUGGCCAAACUAUCGUGGCCGCUCAGGUCAUCUAUCCACGAAGAGCCCGUGGAGCCGACUCUCCCGGUAUCAUCCGCCCCCUCACCCAGAUCAUCAAGUCUGGUCACGACGCCCUUCAUCAUCUCCUCGGACUCUGUCGUCACCAGCGACAGUACCCUGGAACACCCCCAGACCAGCAGUGGGGUUAAGAUACCCAGUUGCUUCAGUUUAACAAUGGAAGCCGCCGAAUAG
Messenger RNA from Colletotrichum graminicola M1.001, 522 nucleotides. RefSeq lists its product as uncharacterized. The coding region runs from base 1 to 522 and encodes 173 amino acids. NCBI's taxonomy places the organism in Eukaryota, Fungi, Ascomycota, Sordariomycetes, Glomerellales, Glomerellaceae. The transcript has a single exon. The record is from RefSeq and is a predicted model, not a curated record.